CGGAGGAGCUGUGGGGGUGGUGGGAGCGGAGGCUGCGGGACCGUGUUCCCUUCCAGUACCUCCUCAGCAGCGCCCACUGGCACACCUACGUGCUGGCAGUGGGCCCUGGGGUGCUGGUACCGCGCCCCGAAACCGAGAUCUUCCCAGAGCUCGUCCGUACGGCAAUCACGUCGCGGCCGUACCUGGCGGCGGCGCCCUGGGCGGAUCUGGGUACGGGCAGCGGAGCGAUUGCGAUUGCGGCGGCGGCGGAGCUGCGGCGGCGCAGUGCGGUGGGGUGAUGUGAUGAUGAUGGUGUCGUGGGGGUGUUGUGUGUAGAGAAACCGGGAAACCAGUGAGGGAGCCGUCCUAGGGGGGUGCAUGGAGGAGGAGGGCGAGAAACAGGCAGUCACCCUGCAUUUGCCUGUCAUGCUGCUUGGCCUGUGCCGUUCACAUCCUGGGCUCACCUGGCAUCCAGGCAAAUGCCCCGUCUUCACCCCCUCUGCUUCCCUCUCCUCCACGCCUUCCUGCCCCUUACCCCUUACCCUCCCUCUCCACAGACUGCUGAGGUGUGGGCGGUGGACGUGAGCCCCGUGGCAGCGGCCUACGCGCGCUUCAAUGCAGACAUGGUGCUGGGGACGGGUACACCCCCAUCCUCACCCCCAUCAGCACCCCCAUCAGCCUCGUCCUCGUCCUCCACCUCCGCCUCCCCAGGCAGCGCACCCGACCCACAUCCCAACCGCACCACCACCGGCACCCGCAUAAGCAGCAUGCACAGCACCGUUAGCCAAACCACCACCUGCAGUGAAAGCAGCCACAGCAGCCACAGCAGCAGCAACAACAACAACACCAAUGCUACUCGCCAAAGCAACACCAACAACAACAUCAACAGCAACCCCGUCCGUGUCGUACAAGGCAGUUGGUUUGAGCCGUUACGCCACCUGCGCGGGCGGUUGGGCGGGGUGCUCAGCAACCCGCCGUACAUCCCCCGCUGCCAGAUGCUGGCUGGGCUGCAGGCGGAGGUGGGGCGACACGAGCCCUGGGGUGCGCUGGACGGCGGAGAGGGAGCGGGGCUGGACAGCUUGCAGGCGCUGUGCUCCGAAGCCGCCUCCAUGCUAGCUCCCGGGGGGCUGAUUGCACUGGAGACGGCGGGUGGCGAGCAGGCGGACCUGGUUGCGGAUCUGCUGCGGGCGGCGCGCAUACCCGAGCAGGGUGCUAAUGACGCCGACAGCAGUCGGAGCGGCGACUGCAGGGGCAGCGGCGACAGCAGUGGUGGCGACGCGGCCGAGGUGGGGGGGAGAGGUGCUGGUGGCUGCAGCGGCAGUCAUGCGGCAGAGGGUGCGUUCGAGGAGGUGGAGGUGCUGGAGGACUGUUAUGGUGUGAGGCGGUUCGUGCGGGC
This is a messenger RNA of Astrephomene gubernaculifera, 1375 nucleotides long. The record is from the annotation of a GenBank genome assembly. NCBI's taxonomy places the organism in Eukaryota, Viridiplantae, Chlorophyta, Chlorophyceae, Chlamydomonadales, Astrephomenaceae.